This is a messenger RNA of Camelina sativa (false flax), 1195 nucleotides long. RefSeq lists its product as uncharacterized. Gene Ontology annotation, molecular function: RNA binding; RNA methyltransferase activity. Gene Ontology annotation, biological process: RNA processing. The record is from RefSeq and is a predicted model, not a curated record. NCBI's taxonomy places the organism in Eukaryota, Viridiplantae, Streptophyta, Magnoliopsida, Brassicales, Brassicaceae.
CCGCCUUGGCUUCACCGGAGAAGAAGAAGUAGAAAUCGGAUUAGUUGCAAACGGCAAUGCAUUGCGGAUGUGCUUUCGUUUCACAAUCUGCGUCACCGCGUCUCCCAUUUGAAUAUAAAAGCUCAAUUUUAAAGCUUCGAGCUUCAUCAGCUCAAUUCCCGAGAACCCAGAUUCAGAUAAUAAACCCUUCAGAUGAACUUCUUCUUAUUAACAACAGUUUAGAUAAGUCUCCGGAGAAUAGAGUUUCGCUGCCGUCUCAUGUGAAUUCCAUUACCAGCACUUCAAACCCUUUUGUCAAACACUGUCUGAAACUCCGCCAAAGCUCCUCUUAUCGCCACGCUCAUGGCUCUGUUCUUGUCGUCGGUGCUAUCCCAAUUAGGGAAGUGUGUAUUUAUCAAGAGCAUAAGCUAGGUAUCACAACUGAAAUUGAGUGUCUACUUCUCCACGAGGAAGCUCAGGUUCCUCAAGGAUUAGAGUCUCUAAGUAUCCGAACUGUUCGAGUAAGUUCUUUGGUUAUGAAGAAACUCUCUGGUGUGCAAUCUACUGAAUCUGUUGAAGCCAUUGCCUUGAUGAGAAUCCCUAGCAGCUUCAUUGAUCUUAAAGAUGAUGAAGACAUUGUCAAAGACUGCAGUAAAUGGUUCCCUUGUGCUCACCGAGUUCUUGUUCUAGACAGCAUACAGGACCCGGGGAACCUUGGCACGUUAAUCAGAUCAGCAAUGGCUUUUAAUUGGGAUGGUGCAUUUCUGCUUCCGGGUUGUUGUGAUCCGUUCAAUGACAAAGCACUUCGAGCAAGCCGAGGUGCUUCGUUUCAACUGCCUAUAGUUUCAGGCAACUGGAACCACCUUAAGCUUCUAGAACGUGAGUUCAAGAUGAAGCUAUUAGCUGGUCAUCCAUCAACUACUACUAAGAAACCAAAACCUGUCUCCAGACUUAACCAAGAGUUUGCUCAGUCUGUAGCAGAGAAGCCUUUAUGCUUGAUUUUAGGUAGUGAAGGGAACGGUUUGUCUCAGCAGUCACGGAAAGUAUGCGAGCUUGUGAGCAUUCCCAUGGCAGGUGAAUUUGAAUCUCUUAACGUCUCUGUUGCUGGUGGCAUUUUCUUGUUCGUGCUUCAAUCUUGUUCCGGUUUUUAAUACCAAAAUAUAAAGAAAAACACUUGUGAAUCUUAUAGUUAUGCAAAUUAGCAAUCAUAUAAAAA